Molecule: messenger RNA, 2938 nt
Organism: Diospyros lotus (date-plum)
Lineage: Eukaryota; Viridiplantae; Streptophyta; Magnoliopsida; Ericales; Ebenaceae
Product: probable hexosyltransferase MUCI70
Exons: 9
Coding region: 833-2704 (623 amino acids)
Source: RefSeq, a predicted model, not a curated record
UUUGAGAGAAUUUUUACAAUUUACAGUUUAUCUUAUUUAUGCGAAAUGCUAUAAAUAUGUGAUGAAUUUCUUCGUGAUAUUAUCAAAAAUGAUAAUCGUUGCUCCUGUACAACAGGGGACUCGGAAAUCGCGGGAUCUGAGUUUCGUCCAAACUCUUAUGAUCUUCACCAAACCCUAGAUUUGUGCGAAAACCCAGAAGAAAUGAGCUCCGCGUACACCAUUUUGCUUUGAUCUGUGAGUUCGCUUUGUAUAUUCUAUCUUUGGGUUGUUUUUGGGUGGCGGUUCAGUUCCAAAUUGGGUUUUGAUUCGGGAGGCCAUUCAUUCUCCUGUCUUGGUCAGUAUUUGGCGUUUUAAAGUAUAUUGAUUUGUUAGUGCCCGGCUGUGUCUGUUUGUUGCAAGAAAAGAGGGGAUUUUUAUUGGGUUCAGAGUGUGAGAUAUUGUGUACUUGUUCUUUCGGAGUAUAUUGAUUUGUUUCCACCCAGCUGUAUCUGUUAUUGCAAGGAAAAGAGAGGAUUUCUAUUGGAUUUUGAGUUUGAGACUUGAUGUUUUCAGUUUUUGUUGUUGGGUUACUGUCUUUUGGAUUUUUUUUAGUGGAAACUAAAGAUUUAUCUAUUGGGUUUUGAGUUUAAGACUUGAUAUUUGCUGUUUUUGUUGCUGGGUUGUUGUCACUGGAUUUGCUUAGUGACUAGAGAUUUCUCUAGCUCUGCGGCAAGGUUUGGUGAACUGGGUCUGAAUUUGGACGAUUGAAGAGAGGGACGGGAAUUGUACGGUUGGGUGUCGAUGAUAGGAGGGGGGAGAUGAGAGAGGGAGUUGAGGGAUUGGGGGGACAACAAUGACUGCAGGGUCAUUGGGUCUUCGUAGUUCAGGAAGUUAUGGAUCAUUGCAACAACAGCUCCAGAAUGGCGCAUUGGCAAUCCAGACAACACCCCCGCUUGCCUCCCGCAAACCUUCUAAGAUGCUCAAAGAGAAGGAUAGUUUGUUCUCUUGGAUCUACAAACUUGUAGGCCGCACCAAGGUUGGAAUGCUGCUUCUGUGUAUUGUUUCGGCUGCAGUUUUUGUAUGGGUACUGUAUGUUGCUAAAGGAGAAGAUGCACAGGAACAUGAUGGCAUGCGGACUAUUAAAAUUAAUAACGGCUUGGAUUUGAGUUAUUCUGGAUCUUUCACUCUACCUGGAGAAGAAAAAGAGGGUAAUGAUACAUAUUUUUCUACAAAGAAUGGCAUGAGGAAUAGUGGAAAUAUAUCCCAGCCUCCUCCUCCUCCUCCUCCACCACCACCACCACCACCACCACUUCCUUCUCUUCCUCCUCCUGCUCCUGCAUAUUUUACAGGAUAUACUCUUCCUCCCGGGAAUCCUUGUGAAAGUUUCACAUUGCCUCCACCACCAGCAGAUAAAAAGAGGACAGGACCACGCUCAUGUCCGGUAUGUUACCUUCCAGUUGAAGAAGCCGUUGCCUUAAUGCCAAAUGCUCCAUCGUUUUCUCCUCUGCUUAAACAUCUAACUUAUAUUCAUGAAGAAAAUUUAAGUAUAAGUGAGUUUGGAGGCUCAGAAUUUGGCGGAUAUCCUUCUCUAAGGCAGAGGGAUGAUUCCUACAAUAUAAGAGAAUCAAUGAGUGUGCACUGUGGAUUUGUCAGAGGAAUUAAGCCUGGCCAUCAGACAGGAUUUGAUAUUGAUGAUUCUGACCUGCUUGAAAUGGAGUUCUGUCAUGGGGUAGUGGUUGCGUCAGCAAUCUUUGGAGCCUAUGAUUUGAUACAGCAGCCAAAGAAUAUUAGUGACACUGCCAAGAAAAAUGUUUGCUUCUUUAUGUUCGUCGAUGAAGAAACAGAAAUAUUUCUGAGAAAUGCAAGUCAACUGGAAAAUAGCAAAAAACUUGGAUUGUGGAGAGUUGUUGUCAUCCAUAACCUUCCUUAUACAGAUCCAAGACGUAACGGAAAGGUUCCAAAGCUUCUUUUGCACAGGCUUUUCCCAAAUGCCCGGUACUCUCUCUGGAUUGAUGGAAAACUUCAGCUUGUUGUGGAUCCAUAUCAGAUUCUUGAAAGAUUCUUGUGGAGAAAAAAUGCCAGCUUUGCAAUAUCAAGGCACUAUAAACGCUUUGAUGUGUUUGUAGAAGCAGAGGCAAAUAAAGCUGCUGGAAAGUAUGACAAUGCGUCCAUUGACUUCCAGGUUGAUUUUUACAAAAGCGAGGGUUUGACAUCAUAUUCUGAGGCUAAACUGCCAAUUACAAGUGAUGUUCCUGAAGGAUGUGUAGUAAUAAGGGAACAUAUUCCCAUCUCCAAUCUCUUGACUUGUCUUUGGUUCAAUGAAGUCGACCGUUUUACUUCCAGAGACCAGAUUAGUUUUUCUACCGUGAGAGACAAAAUUAUAUCUAAGACCAACUGGACUAUCAAUAUGUUUUUGGACUGCGAGAGGCGCAACUUUGUAGUCCAGGGCUACCAUAGAGAUGUUCUGGAGCACUGGGCUCCUCCGCUGCCUCCUGGAUCUAUUGCUGUUCAUCCUCCUCCUCCACCACCACCACCACCACCACCACCACCAUUUGUUGAGAAAACACAAACAAAUAAAACCUCACCUGAGAUUCUACCAGAAGGCAGUAUGGUUACAAAUCCCAUUCGGAAGAUCCCAACAAAGCGGAAAGAAAGGAGAUCAAAGCGUCACCGCAAGGUUGCAGCUGGCAGUAGGGACACCAGUUUAGGUCAAAAUUUUAUUUAGGAAAAUUUUGAUAUAUAUAUAUAUAUACCUUCCCUGUUCAAAAUCAUCCAUCCAUUGCAAGGCCGGGAAAAUACGUUACAGGAUGAUGAGUAGUGGUGGUUGUGUUUCAGCUCUUUUUAUAGUUUUCUCAAAUUCAAUUUUGUCCAUUUUUUGUUGUAUAUAUGCUCAAGUCUCCAUUAAUAUUUACAUGGGUUGCUGCCAUUCCUCACGUGCAACCAACUAUUUGUUGUUUAA